This is a messenger RNA of Lacerta agilis (Sand lizard), 2807 nucleotides long. It is a transcript of the gene GALNT3, whose product is annotated as polypeptide N-acetylgalactosaminyltransferase 3. NCBI's taxonomy places the organism in Eukaryota, Metazoa, Chordata, Lepidosauria, Squamata, Lacertidae. The record is from RefSeq and is a predicted model, not a curated record. Bases 169 to 2094 code for a protein of 641 amino acids. The transcript has 11 exons. Gene Ontology annotation, cellular component: Golgi apparatus.
CAGAGGAAGGCACGCUCGCUCCUUCCUUCCUUCCUUCUACGCCGACGCCGCUUUCUUCGCGUCUCUGGCACAGAUAUGACCAUUUUAUGAAGCAUCUAACUACCUCUAUGAAUAAAGAAUAGCAUCAUUGGACAAGUGUGGACACAUGUGGACAAGUGGAGGGUGGACAUGAUGGCUUAUGUAAGGCUGCUAAGACGAUUCACAAUGAAACAUUUGUCCCUGUGGAAACUUUGGAAGUUUACCUUCAUUAUUUUUAUCUUCUUGAUAUUUUUGUUUCUGCUACAAAGAGAAGUUGGCAUUCAGGAUUUUAAUGAGGAGCCUGGGAGCCCAUCAAAAGAUGGAAAGAUUAAUAAUGUACUGGGUCUAGUAUUAAAAGCUGUGAACAAUAUUAAAGUUGCAAAGCCAAAAAUGCAGAUUAAAGCGCCUAUUAGGCAAACUCAAAAGGCAGGGCAGAAGCGCUGUUUACCUGGAUCCUAUACAGCAGCAGAGCUGACACCUCACCUGGAUCGACCCCCUCAGGACUCUAAUGCUCCAGGGGCUUCUGGUAAACCAUUCAAAACAGUCAAUUUAAGUCCAGCUGAGAAGAAGGAAAAAGAACGAGGGGAUGAAAAACAUUGUUUCAAUGCUUUCGCAAGCGACAGGAUUUCUUUACACCGGGAUCUUGGACCAGACACAAGACCUCCUGAAUGUAUUGAGCAAAAGUUUAAACGCUGUCCUCCACUACCUACCACAAGUGUUAUCAUAGUUUUCCACAAUGAAGCAUGGUCUACUCUUUUAAGAACAGUUCACAGUGUGAUGUAUACUUCCCCUGCAAUAUUACUCAAGGAAAUAAUUUUGGUGGAUGAUGCCAGUGUAGAUGACUGUCUUGUUGUCUUUUUAGAAUACUUGCAGGAUAAAUUGGAUGAUUAUGUGAAACAAUUCCAGAUAGUUAAAGUUGUCCGACAAAAGGAAAGAAAGGGGCUCAUCACUGCUCGAUUAUUAGGUGCUUCAAUAGCAACUGGAGAAACCCUCACUUUUUUGGAUGCACACUGUGAAUGUUUCUAUGGCUGGCUAGAGCCAUUGUUGGCCAGAAUAGCUGAAAACAAUACUCGUGUCGUAAGCCCUGACAUUUCAUCUAUAGAUCUAAAUACAUUUGAAUUUAUGAAACCUUCUCCUUAUGGUCAAAACCAUAAUAGAGGGAAUUUUGACUGGAGUUUGUCGUUUGGAUGGGAAUCUCUUCCUGAACAUGAAGGCAAGAGAAGGAAAGAUGAAACGUACCCUAUUAAAACUCCCACUUUUGCAGGAGGCCUCUUUUCAAUAUCAAAGGACUACUUUUACAAAGUUGGAAGCUAUGAUGAAGAAAUGGAAAUAUGGGGAGGAGAAAAUAUAGAAAUGUCUUUCCGAGUGUGGCAAUGUGGGGGUCAGCUGGAAAUCAUACCUUGCUCAGUUGUGGGCCAUGUAUUUCGCAGCAAGAGCCCCCAUACCUUUCCAAAAGGGACUCAAGUGAUCACCCGUAAUCAAGUUCGUCUUGCAGAAGUCUGGAUGGAUGAAUAUAAGUAUAUAUUUUACCGGAGAAACACAGAAGCAACAAAAAUAGUUAAACAAAAAACAUUUGGUGACCUCUCAAAAAGAUAUGAGUUAAGGCAACAAUUACAAUGUAAAAACUUUACGUGGUACCUUAGCAAUGUUUAUCCUGAGGCAUAUGUACCAGACUUGAAUCCUCCAUUAUAUGGAUUUUUAAAAAAUAUUGGGAGAAGAACAUGCCUGGAUGCUGGAGAAAAUAAUAAUGGUGGCAAGCCAUUGAUUAUGUAUACAUGUCACGGGCUUGGAGGAAACCAGUACUUUGAAUAUUCUGCACAUCAUGAAAUUAGACACAACAUCCAGAAGGAGCUGUGCCUGCAUGCUUUAGCAGGAGAAGCACAACUUCAGGACUGUGGCUACAAAGGGAAGAACAGCAAAACCCCUCCAGAAGAGAAAUGGGAGAUCCGAGAGGACCAGUCGUUGUACAACGCAGCCUUAAAGAUGUGCCUGACAGGAAAUAAAGAACAUCCAAGCUUGGUGCCGUGUAACCCCUCAGACGUCUUCCAAAAAUGGAUUUUUAGCCGAAACAAUUAAGUACUGGUAAUUAGGAGAUGUUUUAAAUGGGAACUGUAUCUCCUUCAAAAUUAUCCAGGUUUAACUUAAAUUAUGCAGAGUCAUCUUAACUGUAAAAAAAUAAAUAAAGCAUUUUUACUUCAAAAUUAAAAUGCACAAUUUAACUGGCAAGAAACCCAAGGAAUACUUAGGUUUCUUGAUGCUUAAAAAAAUGUUUACAAAUAUUGGAAAUUAUAUUUCCAGUAUAUAUAUAUAUAUAUUUGUAAAACCUCUGUCUUUAAGACACAAUUCUCAUUGGUUUGGGGAUAGUUUGUAAUUGUUUUACAUACCUGCAUUCACAAACACAUUCUGGUCAAUAACUGAAGAAACUUGUUGAUAGAGGUUACGGGAGAUGAUUUUUUUUCUAUAUUAUCUGAAAAAUAGAGUGCCUUAUAGGUGUUCUUUAUAAUUUAAACUGUGACAGCUUUCCUUAAAUGACCAUCCGUGGUUUACACAUUGAUCUAGUUGGCUCAGUGUUUAUUGCAAGAAAUAUCUAUGAAGUUUAUCAAUUCUUCUGAAACUAUGAAGUUCUAUUACCACUCCAAUGAAUAAUACGUUCUUGGUGUUAGCCCCUUGCAAACCUUUUGGGUCUUUGUACGCUGCUGUUUUUGGUGUUCUGUUGUUCAUUAUGCUUAUCAGUGAUGAGCUUUGUAUGUUUAAGAUUUCUGAAACUGAUUACAAAAUUGUUCUCUUUU